Mastomys coucha (southern multimammate mouse) is the source of this 1512-nucleotide messenger RNA. RefSeq names its product beta-defensin 1. The coding region runs from base 1185 to 1394 and encodes 69 amino acids. The record is from RefSeq and is a predicted model, not a curated record. Gene Ontology annotation, molecular function: CCR6 chemokine receptor binding. Gene Ontology annotation, cellular component: extracellular region. Gene Ontology annotation, biological process: innate immune response in mucosa; defense response to Gram-positive bacterium; defense response to Gram-negative bacterium. Lineage: Eukaryota; Metazoa; Chordata; Mammalia; Rodentia; Muridae. The transcript has 7 exons.
UUGGAACUAAUGAGGUAAUGUUUAGAGCUCAGGAGACUGGUACUUGAUGUUCAACCCUACUGCACUGAGACCUCUGAAGACUCCCUGGAAAAUGACAAACCUUUAGGACUGCCAUGCCACCUGAUGGCCAGUGCCAGGCCAUCUACCUACUUCUCUACAGAGCUUGCCCUCCUUUCCUCGAACACUCUGGACCCUUGGUCAGAGUCUUAUGAUGCACGACCCUUUAAUGUGGAAGUACAUCAAUGGAGGUUUUCCAACUUUAAAACUUCCACCUCUGAUGCUGGAAAGACAGCUUGGCAUAUGAAGGCUCUGAAGACCUGGCACUCGGGGACCUCCUGCUCAUCAGCUUAUGAAUGAGACUUCCUCAACAGUACUCUGCUCAGUCCCCAUAAGACCAAACUGCUCCUCUCCUCCAGGUCUCACACAGAAAGCCAACACUCGGCCUAGCCCCUGACAUGACUACCUGCUAUUCAUUUAACUGAUACCGUAAGCCCAUGAGCUCCUUAGGAUAGGGACUAGGACAUAUUCCUCUUCACCUCCCUUAAAACCAGGCAUGGAUUUCAUAAAGAAGGGACCACUGAUAGCGGAAUAAAUCACUUUGCGACUUCUAAUGGAGGAGGGCCAGAACCCUACCUUAUCAGAAGCCCCUGUGAUGCUACAUCAGUUUCUGUAUGAAUCCUCCAGAAACACACUGCUGGAAUAGACCUCCCACCCUCUGUACCUAGCCUUCAGGAUUGUCAUCACUCCUCAAUCUUAUGGAGGAUGACAUGAGCAUGUGAUGCUACAUGCAUUUCUCUGCUACCACAGCAGUCCAUAAAGGCAUGUGGUAUUAUUACCCAGAGAGGCGAAUCUCUAUGUCAACUGCUUCCUUAUGGGAUUGGGAUUCCCACAGUAUGAAAUGGAGCCAGAAGUUACAUUUACUUUCUACUACAUGGCUGAAAAUAAAAUCCAGCUGAAGCUGGAGAGAGGUAAUGUGCCCACAGGACUUGGACUCUACUCAGGGCAUGAAGGUGUCAUUAGAACUUCACUGUGGUUUGCAACGCCUCCCUUCAGCUCAUUUAGGAGGUUAUGCAACCAGUGAUCCUAUUUAAAAAAAACAAGUUCAUUCAAGCCUCAUCUGUCAGCUCAGCUACCUGGGAGUCUCACACAUCCUCUCUGCACUCUGGACCCUGGCUGCUGCUGCCAUGAAAACUCAUUACUUUCUCCUGGUGAUGUUAUUUUUUCUUUUCUCCCAGAUGGAGCCAGGUGUCAGCAUUCUCACAAGUCUUGGACGAAGAACAGAUCAAUACCGAUGCCUCCAGAAUGGAGGAUUCUGUCUCCGCUCCAGCUGCCCAUUUAAUACCAAACUACAGGGAACCUGUAAACCAGAUAAGCCCAACUGUUGUAAGAGCUGACAGUGGCUUGAAGAAUGGACAUAAAGGACAAGUGGGGGAUUGCAAAAUUAGUGUUUUAAUAAAUGAAAUGUUUCUGAAGUCUAUUUACAUCAUAUCAAAAUAAAUUUUAUGUCUCAGU